UCCGAGGCAUCGCUGACAUUCUACAGGAGCCGAAAUGGGUCUAAUCGCUCUGUAGCUGUCCUCGUUUAUCCACCACAACGCCCUUCGGCGGGUGCAUGGUGGUACUCGACUGCUGCUUUAAACAGCAGCACUGACAUGGAAACCCCAUUGCAGUUGAAGAACGAUUUCUUUCAAGAGCAGCAGAUCCAGCAUCACUGUAAGUACCAGCACUACUGCGGACCAGAGGGACGCUCCACUAAGCAGCGCAACCAAUGCUGCACCUGCAAGAACUGUACCUGUGGUGCAAGAAAAAGCCUCGUUUUUCGCGGGACGUCGGCGAACACUCAAGGAACUUUACGGACGCCAUCCGUAACGUCUUCGAGACAAGGUUGUCAUUUUAGCGUCUGUGAGUUUAAGCCCUCCAGUCAUGGUAGUUCACCCAGACAUCACCACCAUCAGCACUGCCACAAUCGGCCGCGGGGCAGCCCGAGCAGCAGCCACAAAGAGAGUAACUCGUAUAACGAAAUAGCCAUGAGCAGCUGCAGAUACAACGGCGGCGUAAUGCGGCCGCUGAGCAACUUGAGCUCGUCCCGCAGAAACCUACACGAGUUUGAUUCAGAGUCCCAGCCUUUACAACCAAUUUCCACCGCAGAUGCAUCGGACACCCUAGCAUCUAAACCGGAGAACAAUUCGACCACCCUGAUGCCUUACGCAUCGGGAGACGGAGGGGGUGGAUGUAACAACAGUGGCAGUAAAUCGGGUAAAAAGAAGAACCAGAACAUUGGGCAAAAGCUUGGACAUAGAAGGGCCUUGUUUGAGAAAAGGAAGCGCCUCAGCGACUAUGCUUUGAUCUUUGGGAUGUUUGGGAUCGUUGUUAUGGUUAUAGAGACUGAACUCUCAUGGGGAGCAUAUGGAAAGGAAUCCUUGUAUUCAUUAGCUCUAAAAUGCCUGAUAAGCCUUUCUACAAUCAUUCUUCUUGGUCUGGUUAUCAUAUACCACGCAAGGGAGAUUCAGUUAUUCAUGGUGGACAAUGCAGCAGAUGACUGGAGGAUAGCCAUGACCUACGAGCGCAUCUUCUUCAUCUGCCUGGAGAUCCUGGUGUGCGCCAUCCACCCCAUCCCAGGGAACUACACCUUCACCUGGACAGCGCGCCUGGCCUUCUCCUACACCCCGUCCAAGACGGACGCAGACGUGGACAUCAUCCUGUCCAUCCCCAUGUUCUUACGGCUGUAUCUCAUCGCCCGCGUCAUGCUGCUCCACAGCAAGCUCUUCACAGACGCCUCGUCCCGCAGCAUCGGGGCGCUUAACAAGAUCAACUUCAACACACGCUUCGUCAUGAAGACCCUGAUGACCAUCUGCCCUGGCACCGUGUUGCUGGUCUUUACCAUCUCGUUGUGGAUCAUCGCUGCGUGGACCGUGAGGGCCUGUGAGAGAUACCAUGACAACAUGGACAUAACCAGCAACUUUCUAGGAGCCAUGUGGUUGAUAUCAAUCACUUUUCUAACCAUUGGAUAUGGGGAUAUGGUACCCAACACUUACUGUGGAAAAGGAGUCUGUCUCCUCACUGGUAUUAUGGGAGCCGGCUGCACAGCCUUGGUAGUGGCUGUGGUUGCAAAGAAACUGGAGUUAACCAAAGCUGAAAAACAUGUUCAUAAUUUUAUGAUGGACACCCAGCUGACAAAAAGAGUGAAAAACACAGCUGCAAAUGUACUGAGGGAGACCUGGCUCAUCUACAAGAACACCAAACUUGUGAGGAAGAUGGACCAUGCCAGAGUCAGGAAGCACCAGAGGAAAUUCCUCCAAGCCAUUCAUCAAGCUCGAAAAUUGAGAAGUGUUAAAAUGGAGCAACGCAAGCUGAAUGACCAAGCAAACUCACUAGUGGACCUUGCAAAGACUCAGAACAUCAUGUAUGACCUGAUCUCAGACCUGAACGAGAGAGGGGAGGACAUGGAGAAGAGGAUCGCCCUGCUGGAGACCAAGCUGGAGACUUUGCUGGGGAACCUGCAAGCCCUGCCAGGACUCAUCAGCCAGGUCAUCAGCCAGCAGCACAGGGACUUCUUGGAGGUGCAGCUCCAGCCGUACAACAAACACAGCCCUGAGCGAUCGCAGUCUGUGUCCAGACGGAGGUCAUCCUCCACUGCACCACCCACCUCCUCCGAGAGCAGCUAG
Oncorhynchus tshawytscha (Chinook salmon) is the source of this 2148-nucleotide messenger RNA. RefSeq names its product small conductance calcium-activated potassium channel protein 2-like. The record is from RefSeq and is a predicted model, not a curated record. The coding region runs from base 136 to 2148 and encodes 670 amino acids. Gene Ontology annotation, molecular function: small conductance calcium-activated potassium channel activity; calmodulin binding. The transcript is spliced from 9 exons. Lineage: Eukaryota; Metazoa; Chordata; Actinopteri; Salmoniformes; Salmonidae. Gene Ontology annotation, cellular component: neuron projection; plasma membrane; neuronal cell body. Gene Ontology annotation, biological process: potassium ion transmembrane transport.